Molecule: messenger RNA, 3093 nt
Organism: Talaromyces marneffei
Lineage: Eukaryota; Fungi; Ascomycota; Eurotiomycetes; Eurotiales; Trichocomaceae
Exons: 4
Coding region: 1-3093 (1030 amino acids)
Biological process (GO): protein sumoylation
Cellular component (GO): cytoplasm; SUMO activating enzyme complex
Molecular function (GO): SUMO activating enzyme activity
Source: RefSeq, a predicted model, not a curated record
AUGACGGACGGCAAGAUGCAGCUCGACAAAACACCGGAGACCGUGGAGGCGAUCAAGCAUGGAGAAAUCGACGAGUCUCUCUACAGUCGGCAACUGUACGUUCUUGGCCAUGAGGCCAUGAAGCGCAUGGGUUCCUCCAACAUUCUCAUUGCUGGCUUGAAAGGUUUAGGUGUUGAAAUUGCCAAAAAUAUCGCCCUGGCUGGUGUGAAGUCGCUUACACUUUUCGAUCCCACCCCCGUUGCCAUCUCCGAUCUCUCCUCACAAUUCUUCCUGCAGCCACAAGAUGUUGGCAAGCGUCGUGCCGAUGUGACCGCACCACGCGUCGCUGAACUAAACUCAUAUGUGCCCGUUACAAUCUACGAGUCGGACAGCCUCACCACCGAUUUGUCGCAGUUGAAACGCUUCCAAGUUGUUGUCCUCACCAAUACCCCGCUCAAAGACCAACUUGUGAUUGCAGACUAUUGUCACGAGAACGGUAUUUACGUUGUUGUUGCGGACACCUUCGGUCUUUUCGGAUACAUUUUCAACGAUUUUGGAAAGAACUUCACAGUUGGCGAUGCUACUGGUGAAGACCCAGUAGGCGGUAUUGUUGCUGACAUCGACGAGACUGGUUUGGUUUCGGCCCUUGAUGAGACCCGACAUGGCUUAGAGGAUGGUGAUUAUGUUACAUUCACGGAAGUCAAAGGCAUGGAAGGCCUCAACAAUAGUGACCCGCGCAAGGUUACCGUCAAAGGACCUUAUACAUUCUCUAUUGGCGACGCCUCUGGCCUGGGUAAGUACGAGGGUGGCGGUCUUUACACACAAGUCAAGAUGCCAAAGUUCCUCGACUUCCAACCUCUACGAGAACAAUUAAAGAAGCCAGAACUUCUCAUUUCUGAUUUCGCCAAAUUUGAUCGUCCCGCACAGUUGCACAUUGGUGUGCAGGCUCUUCAUAAAUUUGCUGAAGCGCACAAUGGCGAAUUCCCUCGCCCUCAUCAUGAAGCCGAUGCGGAGGAGGUUUUGAAGAUUUCCAAGGACCUGGCAGGCCAGACUGAGGAUAAUGUUGAGCUAGACGACAAACUCAUCAAGGAACUCAGCUAUCAAGCACGUGGUGAUCUCAAUCCUCUUGCGGCUUUCUUUGGUGGUUUGGCCGCUCAGGAGGUCUUGAAGAGUGUUUCUGGAAAGUUCCAUCCUGUCGUUCAAUGGAUGUAUUUCGACUCUUUGGAAUCCCUACCAGAAUCCGUGACUCGCUCUGAAGAGACUUGCAAGCCUCUCGGUACUCGUUAUGAUGGCCAAAUUGCUGUAUUUGGAAAGGACUUCCAAGACAAGAUUGCUAAUUUGAAUACUUUCUUGGUUGGAGCCGGUGCUAUUGGUUGCGAAAUGCUUAAGAACUGGGCUAUGAUUGGUCUUGGUGUUGGCGCAAAAGGCGGAAUUCGAGUUACCGACAUGGAUCAGAUUGAGAAGAGUAAUCUCAACCGUCAAUUCCUUUUCCGACCUAAGGAUGUUGGUAUGUUGAAGAGUGAUUGCGCAUCCGCCGCAGUCCAGGCUAUGAAUCCAGAAAUGAAGGGAAAAAUUACGACGCUCCGAGACCGUGUUGGUAACGACACGGAAGACAUUUUCAACGAACAGUUUUGGGGAGAGCUUGACCUCGUCACUAACGCUUUGGACAAUGUCGAUGCCCGAACUUAUGUCGACCGCCGGUGUGUCUUUUUCCGCAAGCCACUACUUGAAAGCGGAACUCUCGGCACAAAGGGAAACACGCAGGUCAUACUUCCUCACAUUACGGAAUCUUACUCCAGUUCCCAGGAUCCUCCCGAGAAGUCAUUCCCCAUGUGUACAUUGAAGAGCUUCCCCAACCGCAUCGAACACACCAUUGCCUGGGCUCGCGACCUCUUCCAGACAUACUUUGUUGGUCCUCCAGAAAGUGUCAACUUGUAUCUUUCGGAGCCGAACUACAUUGAGAAGACCCUCAAACAGGCUGGAAAUGAGAAGCAGACUCUUGAAAACCUUCGGGAUUUCUUGGUCACAGAGAAGCCUCUCAGCUUUGACGACUGUAUCGUCUGGGCGCGCAACCAAUUCGAGUCUCAGUAUAACAAUGCUAUUCAGCAAUUGUUAUAUAACUUCCCUCGCGACUCUGUCACAUCCUCAGGACAGCUUUUUUGGUCUGGUCCAAAGCGUGCUCCUACCCCUUUGAAAUUCGACAGCUCCAACCCUACUCAUCUUGGUUUCAUUAUUGCUGGCGCCAAUCUGCACGCAUUCAAUUACGGAAUCAAACCUCCCACAACGGACAAGGGUUACUUUAAAAAGGUAGUUGACGACAUGAUCAUUCCUGAAUUCACGCCUAGUUCGAAUGUAAAGAUCCAAGCCGAUGACAACGACCCCGACCCAAAUGCUCAAUCUGGACCUAUCGACGACAAUGAGGAGAUCCAGAAACUCGUGGACUCUCUUCCGUCACCAAAAUCUCUGGCUGGGUUCCGCUUGGCCCCUGUCGAGUUUGAGAAGGAUGAUGAUACGAAUUACCACAUUGACUUUAUCACCGCGGCAAGUAACCUGCGUGCUGAGAACUACGAUAUCCCACAAGCAGACCGACACAAGACUAAGUUCAUUGCUGGAAAGAUCAUUCCGGCUAUUGCGACUACAACAGCUCUUGUCACCGGUCUAGUAGUCCUCGAAUUGUACAAGAUUAUCGAUGGAAAGACUGAUAUUGAGAAGUACAAGAACGGCUUUGUCAACUUGGCACUGCCAUUCUUUGGUUUCAGUGAACCUAUUGCUAGCCCUAAGGGCAAAUAUCAGGGCAAGACUGGCGAAGUGACGAUUGAUAAGCUGUGGGAUCGAUUUGAGGUGGAUGACAUUCCAUUGCAAGACUUCUUGAAACAUUUCUCGGAUCUAGGAUUGGAGGUGACCAUGAUCAGCUCUGGCGUCAGCUUGCUAUAUGCCAGCUUCUACCCACCAUCGAAGCUUAAAGACCGCUUGCCAUUGAAAAUGUCCAAGCUCGUAGAGCACAUCAGCAAGAAGCCUGUUCCAGAGCACCAAAAGAACGUGAUCUUCGAGGUGACAGCGGAGGACCAGACAGAAGAGGAUGUUGAGAUACCAUAUGUGAUGGUGAAGUUGUAA